Molecule: messenger RNA, 2590 nt
Organism: Populus trichocarpa (black cottonwood)
Lineage: Eukaryota; Viridiplantae; Streptophyta; Magnoliopsida; Malpighiales; Salicaceae
Product: ankyrin repeat-containing protein BDA1
Exons: 2
Coding region: 925-2271 (448 amino acids)
Molecular function (GO): protein binding
Source: RefSeq, a predicted model, not a curated record
UGAGCAUCCCCAGUCCCCAUAGACCACCAGUGCUAUGACUUUGAGCUGUUCUAAUUGGUGUGAGGUUCUGAUUUAGAUUCCAAAAUCUGUAAUACUGGCUCUAAGGUGCUUCUGAGGAAACACCUGCUCUCUCCAGUGCUCUAAUGCUGCUCUUGAUUUUGUUUUUGAAAGUUCUGAAUAAAAGCCAUUUAAUUCUGCCGUUUUUCCUGGAGCUAUGCUUAAGAUUUGAAAUACUAAUGUUGCGAAGGGACAGAAGAGCAAGUAGUUGGCUUCCUCUCAAGGUAAGGAUUUUACUGCUAGCAGGCUUAAUGAAUUCUGAUGAAUGACCUUGUAGCAGGAUUGGUUGGCUUGCUAUACCGUGAUCUUUCAUAUUAUUCUUCUUAUAAAAAAAGAAAGAAAAAAAACCUCCCUCAGAAGGAAAUGCUGACAAGUGAUAGUAUCAAACUAAGGUUGGUUGACGACGAUCAAAAUCUUUCCUACAGAAGGAAAUGGUACCAGCACUAAAUACACAUACAAGACACAUAAUGGUGGUAAUCAAGGAUCUCAACAAUUUUUACUCGAAAUAUUCAGUAGAAGCAUGUCUUACAAGUGUUUAUUAAUUUUUAUUCAGAGAGUGUGUUACAGGUUAUUGAUAGGAGCAGGUCCUAUUUUUAAUACCAUAUUUAAUUCCAAGUUUUCCAGUUCAAACACUCAAGGUAUAUGAUAUGAGUUUCAUUUAUUUUUCACUAUAGACAAACCAUAGUGACUACCUUAUGAUUCAUGCAGUCAUCAUCUGAGGCCUCGCAAAAAAAAAAAAAAAAACAGACAAGGAUAUCUUCUGCCGACGAGAAUUCUUCUUCAAACGUUAUUUAUAGUCUGCUUGCUGAAAAGACCCUUAGCAAAGACAAUCUGUUUCCAUCCUAGUUAAGGUUACUGCAUAAUAUAAUGGAUACAAGGCUGUUUGAGGCAGCUCAAAGAGGAAACAUCGAUUAUUUGCAGCGGUUGCUGACAGAAAAUCCAUUAAUCCUCAACAUCACACUGCUGUCUGCUGAGAAUCCCUUGAAUAUUGCUGCUGAUAUGGGGCAUGUCGACUUUGUGAAGGAGAUUAUAAAGUUGAAACCAGUUUUUGCCAAAGAGGUAAACCAAGAAGGCUUUAGCCCUACGCAUAUAGCAGCAGCCAAUGGCCAUGUUGAGAUUGUGAAGGAGCUAAUGAAAGUCGACAUCAAACUCUGCCGGUUAGAGGGAAGACAGAAAAUGACUCCUCUACACUAUGCAGCUAUCAAAGGGAGGGCGGAGGUGAUCAGUGCAAUGCUUUCAGAUUGUCCUGAUUGUAUUGAAGAUGAGACUGAUCGAAAGGAGAAUGCUUUGCAUCUUGCGGUCAAGAAUAACAGAUUUGAAGCAAUAAAGAUAUUGGGGGACUGGAUCAAAGACAUGAACAAGGAAUACUUGUUGAACAUGAAAGAUGAGCAAGGGAAUACAGUUUUGCACCUUGCAAGCUGGAAAAAACAACGCGAGGUGUUAGAAAUGCUACUUGGAAGUGGAACUGUAAGUUCAGGCUCGUUGGAAGUGAAUGCCAUUAACCAUAGUGGCCUCACCGCCCUCGACAUGGUUCUAAUUUUCCCAAGCGAAGCAGGGGAUAGAGAAAUUGUUGAGAUCCUUCGAAGCGCUGGAGCAACAAGAGCAAGAGAUAUCAUCCAGUCUACCAUUUCCGACAAUCAAACCUCUACUGACAACACCUCAACACCAGAGAGAUGCCUGUCAAACGGAAAUAAUUUGAUAGAAUACUUCAAGUUUAAAAAGGGGAGGGAUUCACCUAGCGAAGCGCGCAGCACACUACUAGUUAUAGCUGUUUUGGUUGCAACUGCAACAUUCCAAGUUGGAGUCAACCCUCCAGGAGGAGUUUGGCAAGAUACAAACAUUCCUGACCAUACUAAUAGUACCAGCAGCAGCAAUGCUCACUUUGGAGGUCAGUCCAUUAUGGCUACCACAAACAAGGUUGGCUUCAUGCUGUUUGUGUUUUUCAACUCAGUAGGGUUUUCCAUGUCUCUUUACAUGAUCUAUGUCCUCACAAGUGAAUUUCCCUUGCAAUUUGAGCUUCAAAUAUGUCUGCUUGCUAUGUAUGGUACUUAUGGAACCGCGUUACCAUGCAUUGCGCCAUCCAGCCUCAAUCUACCUGUCCUGUUAACCACAACAAUAUUGUCUUCAACUACGUCCGCUUUAGCACAAGUAGCACGUCCACUUACAACAAUGCUCAAGAAAUUUUUCAAGGACUUCACUCAUAGAGUCGUUUGAAAGUGGAUGGAUGCAAAAUAAGGCUUCGAAUAUGAUUGUCUUGCUCACAUCACCAAGCGAGUCUCUUGCUGAUACAUUUUCAAAAGGUAUGAAGUUGUUGGCCAGGUAUCCAAUCGGAAUCAUCUGAAACUAAUGUAUAGGAUCUGUUUGGUGAUUAAAUAUAUUUUCUUUUGCACGCUUUGAUAUGUGUGAGCAAGCGAUUUCUGUGCUUUCUCUCUGUCACAAACCAGUUGUUGUCUUCACAGGUUCCCCUUCCAAGGGGCAUGGUAUCUUUCCUUCGGCUUAAGUAAAAUUGUUUGUUCAUGUUUUCCACUUGCAA